GAUAACGUGCCGAACUGUAGGUAGAUAGCCUGUUUGGGCCUCUGCCGUUGGGCCAUCCAAGACGGGGAAGAGAGAGACAGAGAGAGAGAGGGGAAAAACCGCAAAGAGGAACCGAAUAGAGCACGAGAAGACCAUGGCCGCCGCGGCGGGCGACGAGCUGGAGACGGUCGAGGUGAAGCUGCGCGCCGUCGGUCCGUCCCGGCCCACUACCAUCCGCCUCCCCCCGCUCAUCUCGGUUGCCGAUCUGCGCCGCACCGUUGCUCUCGACCGGCGUCUCCCAGAAGACCGCCUCCGCCUGGUCCUCCGGGGGACGACUCUACCGUGGGGAGACGACACCCAUGUCAACCUCCGCGACGGGGAUAGCCUUAUAGUGGCCGUGGCACCUAAACCACCUGCUAAGCAUCUCCGUGAUGAUGAUGAUGACGAUGACGAUGAAGAAGAACUGAAGUUCAAAAUACCUCAAACAACAACCUGGUGGAAGAAAAGGAUUUUCAUAUUUCUUCGAGAAAAACUGAGAUUACCUGAUAUCUUGUUGAUGGCACUAUUUUCUGUCACUAUGAAAGCAUGGAUUGUUAUCACACUAUGGUUCCUAUUGGCGCCUAUUGCUCGAAAGUAUGAGGUGGGACCUUUAUAUAUACUUGCGACAGGUUUCUUGAUCAUACUUCUUAACCUUGGAAGACGACAACAAGGUGAUGUUAGUGCAUACUCCAUAUUCAAUGAAGACUUCAGGGAGAUUCCAGGAACAUUUAACGCGGAGCGCAUAGAUAGAGACCUCCGGGCAGGUCAAUUGUAAGCCCUUAUCUGUGUUGCCAGGACUGCAUUUUCCUGAUAUUUGAGUGUGCAAAUCCAGAAAACAGAGUUACGCACAGAUAUGCUGGUUUUGUAGCUGACGAGACCUCAACAGUAAAGUUGCCUGGAAAGUGGCAAGUGCAACUGCUUUAGCCGUUUUUGCAUGCAUUUUCAGCGCAGCCACCCCUGGUUGUCGUCUCCUGUGCGAUGAGCAACAUCACAACAUAAACAGAACUUACAUACAUGUGCUAAUGUGCGUCAGAUCUACCAGGGAAGAGUUAUCUCAUGUA
Triticum aestivum (bread wheat) is the source of this 1079-nucleotide messenger RNA. RefSeq lists its product as uncharacterized. Lineage: Eukaryota; Viridiplantae; Streptophyta; Magnoliopsida; Poales; Poaceae. The transcript is spliced from 7 exons. Gene Ontology annotation, molecular function: protein binding. The record is from RefSeq and is a predicted model, not a curated record. The coding region runs from base 134 to 793 and encodes 219 amino acids.